Molecule: messenger RNA, 3580 nt
Organism: Mobula hypostoma (lesser devil ray)
Lineage: Eukaryota; Metazoa; Chordata; Chondrichthyes; Myliobatiformes; Myliobatidae
Gene: tmem135
Product: transmembrane protein 135
Exons: 15
Coding region: 11-1402 (463 amino acids)
Source: RefSeq, a predicted model, not a curated record
CGUAAUCACUAUGGCUGCGUUCAGUAAAAGUAUACCGCAUAGCUGCUACGAGAUCGGGCACACAUGGAACACUUCCUGCACCAACUCUAUGCUGCAAGUCACAGUGGGAGCUUUGCAGGAGUCCCUGAAAAUCUAUGCGCCUCUUUAUAUCAUUGCAGCAAUCCUGCGAAGGCGGAAGUUAGACUACUAUAUUCACAAACUGCUUCCUGAGAUCCUCCGAUCGACCUCCUUCCUUACUGCAAAUGGUGGCCUCUAUAUUAUGUUUUUCUGUAUCCUCAGGAAACUGCUUGGGAAGUUCUACAUAUGGUCUGCAGGAUUUGGUGCAGCAUUGCCUGCUUCGUAUUUGGCCAUUCUGAUUGAAAGGAAAAGCAGGAGAGGCCUCUUGACAAUUUAUAUGGCUAACUUGGCAACUGAAAGUAUAUUCCGAAUGGCUGUAACAAGGGGUCUUAUCACACCAGUUAACCAUGGGGAGGUCCUGCUGUUUUGCUUCACUGCUGCCCUGUACAUGUUCUUCUUUAGGUGCAAAGAUGGCCUCAAAGGAUUUGCUUUCUCUGCACUUAAAUUUAUUGUUGGAAAGGAAGAAAUUCCAACACAUUCAGUUGUGGAGCACCGAAAUCCUAGUACGAGUCGCCAUGUUACUGAGCACCAGCUAGUAGAAGAUCGGACCAAGAAAACCAAGAAAUCUCUGAUAACAUUGACUGGACAAUUUAUUGACAGAAUUUGUAAACGUGGCCCAAGACACAGAUGUUGUAAGCAUUAUGAAGACAACUGCAUUUCCUAUUGUGUUAAAGGUUUUAUACGGAUGUUCAGUGUUGGCUACCUUAUUCAGUGCUGCCUUCGUAUUCCAUCUGCAUUAAGACACUUGUUUACAAAACCAUCCCGGUUAUUGUCUGCUUUGUACAAUAAAGAAAAUUUCCAGCUUGGAGCUUUUCUAGGAUCCUUUGUCAGUAUUUACAAGGGCACUAGCUGUUUUCUCCGAUGGGUAAGAGAUUUGGAUGAUGAGCUUCACGCACUGAUUGCUGGUUUCUUAGCCGGAAUGUCCAUGAUGUUUUACAAAAGCACAACAAUUUCCAUGUACCUGGCUUCCAAACUUGUGGAGACAUUGUAUUUCAAAGGCAUUGAAGCAGGAAAGUGUCCAUACGUUGCACGUGCAGACACCAUUAUCUAUGCAAUUUCUACAGCUGUAUGUUUUCAAGCAGCAGUGAUGGAAGUUCAGAACCUCCGGCCUUCCUACUGGAAAUUUCUGCUGAGGCUUACAAAGGGAAGAUUUGCUUUGAUGAACAGAAGGGUAUUGGACGUUUUUGGUACUGAAGCUUCGAGGGACUUUAAAGGAUUCAUCCCAAGACUGGAUCCAAGAUACACUCUUGUAAAACCAGAACUUGAACUUGAACUUCAUUCCUGAUUAUGAUGGGUUAGGAAAGACAUUCUUUGAACUUCAUUCCUGAUUAUGAUGGGUUAGGAAAGACAUUCUUUGGAAUGGUUCAGAUUCGUAGGCCCAUUUAGCACUGGAAGUUAUUACUUUUAAUGUUUCACCCGGAUGGGGUGAAGGGGGUGGUUGAGGGCAGGGGAAAUGGAUGAUUGCUGUUCUUGUUAUUUUCUUUAAGGGCUAUCUAUUGCACCUCUCUUCUGAUGUACAAUGUGAAUGCAUAAAGCACUUAAUCUUUGGAAGUUUAAUUGGUCUUAUUAAUUGAUUAUUCCAUUUUGUUGCAAUUUUUGCUGGUUAUUUAAAAUAUGAUAUUUUGGUAUCCUAUUAAUUCCACUUAUGCCAACUGCUUAUUUGCAAGUUAUUGGCCAUUUUAUAUAGCCAUGGUUAGUAGAAUUUUUUUGAAAUUGAUUUUUAUUCUUUUUAAAAAGUCUGCAGUGAUUGGUUCAUCCUUUAGCCAACAGCUGAUUGAUGAAUAAAACAAACAAGAUAUAAUCAAAACUCAUUUGUAUCCUAUAAUGUAAAUUGCAACAUGAAUUGGCAUUGCUAAAUACAUAUUAUUGUUUUUAAUUUUAAGGUACUCUAUUAUUUUAAAUCAUUUGAAGACCUAUUCAUUUCAUUUCUGUAAGUGAUAUAUUUAUCCUAAACUUCAAUCUAUGCUGGCAACUUAAUGAAGUCUUAGCCCUGAAUCCUAUUGAAGAAUAUUUUUUACAUCUAAAUGACAUUUUUUCAUACUCUGGUGUAAAAUAAAAUUAUAAAGAAUAUGGUUAAUUUUCCUGUAAAUGUAUUAAAAUAUGUAUUUCAGCCAAAAAGAAUUUCAUUAAAAAAAUUAAACAAAUAAGGCAAUAGAUUUUUUUUCUUCAGAAUUUACCCAAAGGCUGCUUAUUGUAAUUAAGUUGCACUGAACCUUUAUCAGUACGAAUUUUUGUUUUUGAAUAUCAACACCUCUCAUUCAAAAUGACAUCAGUGAUUAUGUAGUUCAACAACUGAAUUUCCAGAUAUUGAAAAUUUACAGUAAAGCAAUAUAUGUUCUUAUUAAAAUUUAUUUUUAAUACCAUGUCAAAAAAGGAUAAUUUAAUUUUUUGGACAUAGAUUAUAUUCAUGUAAAACCCUUUUCCUUGCAUAGCAUAAUUCUGUAAGAAAUCCAUCUUUCCUAGGCUGAUGAUGUGUAAUUCCAGCUCUUUCAAAAAGCUGCAAUAGAAAGCAGACAUUUGCUGUGACAUAGCAAUUAUGACAGGCAAUAGUUAGAAUACUGGAGCAUUGAUCGGUAUACGUGUAUUUUAGUUGGAAGCCCAGAUUUCCACCAUUGACCUUGAAAUUCCAAGUUUGUGUGAGAUUAGAAAGUGAAAUGCUAUUUUGUUUCCAAUGGAUUUAUUUAAGCAUUAUAAAUCCAUAACCACCUUAACCAUUUUGGUGUUUUACACUGAACACAAGUGGUUAGCAUUGAGAGAGCUGUAUAUAUUAUUACACAAAUUGCAGUAUGUAUGGUUAAUAAUCAAUAUAGUUACAGAUGUUAAAAUGUCCCAUUGAGCAAAACUGAUCACAGAUCCAGGUGGUUUGGAAUAGAAUUAUCAGUAUUAAGUUAUUUAAAUCAUUAAAUAGUGAUUCUCACUGGUAUAUACUGGAAAGUUAUUGUUGAAAAAUUCAUUCAGCAACGUCCACCUUUAAAAGGAAUUCAUGCUCUUUGUGGAUCAUUUUCAGUAUAUUUGUACUGAGCUAGCAAGGAAUAGAAGGUAGUUUAUAACUGCUCACGUAUAGCAUCUUUUUUAAUGCAGAAGGUGCAGUUUAUUUCUUUUGCUGGUGCUCCAUUUGUCAGUAUUGCCUUAAAUCUUCCUGGAAACCUGGAGUUUGACCACAAAAGAAGACAAAGGAUGUCAACCUCUUCCAUUGUUUGCAGAUUCCUUUGGUGGUGUGUAUAAAAUGUUUUUUUUGUACGUAGAAAAGAUAUAAACCAACUCUGGAGACAAAGCUAUACCAUGUUAUUAUGUUCAAUGUUAUAAAGAAAGAACUGAAAAUUAUAAUUUGUAAAUGAUGUGAUAAACCUUGAGCUACAUUUCAAUAACUCUGUAUAAAUGUUAAUUUUAACAAUUAAAACAAUAAAACAUAAGUGACACCAAGUAUAUUUUUACUAUCAUAAUAAAUGAAAAUAGAUGUACU